Dalotia coriaria is the source of this 2734-nucleotide messenger RNA. RefSeq names its product dual specificity mitogen-activated protein kinase kinase hemipterous-like. NCBI's taxonomy places the organism in Eukaryota, Metazoa, Arthropoda, Insecta, Coleoptera, Staphylinidae. The record is from RefSeq and is a predicted model, not a curated record. The transcript has 8 exons. The coding region runs from base 126 to 2114 and encodes 662 amino acids. Gene Ontology annotation, biological process: protein phosphorylation. Gene Ontology annotation, molecular function: ATP binding; protein kinase activity.
CUGCAAUUCCUGCAGCAGUGUACGAAAAGGUAAAUGGUUGACAGUUUCAUGAAUUUCGCGUCAGUGUAAUGAAUGUGUAAUUCCUCGAAGAUACGAUUUGUUGUUGGACGCACCAGUGAAAUACUAUGAGCACGCCGGAGAAUCGAAUAGAAGACAUGCUCGUUCGGGUGCAGUGCAGGCUGCCGCCGGGGCGGCCCAACCGCCCGCCGCCGUCGUCACUAUUUGAUAACACAAAUAACGUGCCAAUGCGGCGGCCGCAAAACCUUCAGUUCCGGAUGAACGACCGUCAUGAUCAGCAUGAUGAAAAGCUCAAAGAAAUCAUGAAGAAUAGUGGGAAAUUGAAGAUAAGAAAUAUUAGGUAUGACACAAGCCUGCAGGACAUGGAGCACAUUGAGGAGCUGGGCAAUGGGACCUGUGGGCAUGUGGUUAAGAUGAGACAUCAGCCUAGCCAAGAAAUUAUAGCUGUUAAACAAAUGCGUAGAACAGGUAACAUGGAAGAAAACAAGCGAAUUGUGAUGGACAUCGAAGUUGUGAUAAAGUCACAUGGCUGUCCCUACAUAGUGCAAUGCCUUGGCUGUUUCAUCACAGAGGUAGAGGUGUGGAUAUGCAUGGAACUAAUGGCAACCUGCUUCGACAAGCUGCUGAAACGUCUGAAGAAACCUAUUCCCGAACCGGUGCUAGGAAAAGUCACAGUUGCUACAAUCAAAGCAUUGAGUUAUCUAAAAGACAAGCACGGGAUUAUUCAUCGCGACGUGAAGCCGUCCAAUAUCCUGCUGGACGAGCGAGGCAACGUGAAACUUUGUGAUUUCGGCAUUAGUGGCCGACUUGUCGAUUCAAUGGCUGCUACGAAGAGUGCUGGAUGUACUGCCUACUUAGCUCCUGAACGUAUAGAGGUAGACCCACGCAACCCUGACUACGACAUCCGUGCCGACGUAUGGUCACUAGGCAUCACACUAGUAGAGCUAGCAACUGGCACUUUUCCGUACAAGGACUGCAAGACUGACUUUGAGGUGCUGGCGAAGGUGAUUGGCACCGAUGCACCCACACUACCCGAAGACGAAAACUUCUCAUCGGAGUUCCGCGGUUUUGUCGCCGCGUGCCUCAUCAAAGACAAGAACAAUCGGCCCAAGUACGUCAAACUAAAAGAGGAGCCAUUCUACAAGAAUUACGAGUCGCUCAACGUGAACGUCGGCGAAUGGUUCGCGAAUGCGAUGCGCGCCGUCGAAGAGGAGAGCAAAAGGCAAAAGUUAGCGAAUCAACCUGCGACGACGAGCGCAACUUUAACUUCACCCACACCGCCAGCAACUGUAACGACAACCACACCUGCGAUAUCACCACCAAUGCAACACCAACUCAAACACAUCCGACAACAUUCAGAGCCGCCGCGACCGUCGUUUCUCUCCACAUCACCAACGAGCACGAACGGUGCUGAUAAAUCCGUGAUUGUUACACAUCCGCUGAAUAUGACGACACAUCAAUCACGCAUUGCGUUAUUUCAACGUGCUGUUGGCGGUGAUAGACCCGUGCGAGCGUAUAGUCCGCUUGUACAGCGCAGGGCGGAGAUGUUUGAGCAUCAAGCGCGUGAAAGAUGGAAUAGUCCGGUUGGUUCACCACUACCGCUCAGAAAUCAUAUAGAUCCGGAUCAUCAACCGACGUACACGAGUGGAAACACCAGUCCGAUUGUGCUGCAAAGGUUCUAUCAUCAACAGAAACAACAUCAAGAGAAAAAGGAGGCUGAGGAGAUGAUUAAAAAUGAACAAUCGGUGAAAAUUUUAGGUUUGGGCAAGAAGAAGCUCACUUCUUACAUCAAACUGCAGUUGAAUGGCGAUAGAUCAGGCAGGGCGUCGAGACAUCAGAGUCCGGAACCGCCACCUCGGUUAAAUCGAGGUUUGGCGGAUAGUCCGCUUGCUGUGCGGAGGAAUUUUUUUGAAAACAACGCUACUACAUCACCAGCCAUGUCCAGAAGGUAUAUAUCACCAACGCCACCUAUGCCUCCACCACGCCGAAUCUCUGAAAGUACAUCGGUGCCUGGAUCACCACAACACGUGCGCGCACGUUUCCAUUACACGCCCGAACCCCAGCGACGUUUCUAUCGCAACAACGACGUGGUAUAGCCACCGGCGUCAGCGGCACCACUGCCGCAUGAUUAGAACACUUGUGUACAUACGGAUGAUGAAACUAAAUCAAUGCUCGCCUGCGUGCGCCAACCAAAAAUAACUUACAUUUAAUUCGCCCCUAUCUGCAGUAUAGUAGACUAGAGUAAUCCACGCGAUCGACGAGACGAGGAGGUGUUGUUAUGUUGUUGGUUCGUUUUGCUCGCGGAAUCAUUUCUUGUUUUUUCUUUAAGACUGCAGAGCAAGUUUGUGUUCUGUUGAGAAAGAUAUAAAAGUACUAGUCUUACAUGUACAGUAUUCAUAAUUAAACCAACAUGCGGAAAUGCAACGGAGUUUGUGGAUGAUUACUUGAUUCAUUUUUAACUUUACUUGAAUUGAAUUUAUGCGUCAUUAAGUCAUAAUCAUUUCUUCUGUUUUUUUUUUUUUGUUCAGCGUAUAUUUGUAGUGUUUUUGUUUGUGAUGAUACGACAACUGAAAACCGCCCGUGUGUGAAAGUUGUAACGUUAUUUUGAUUCUCCAACUAGAAGGAACGCCUCUACUUGUAAAUAAUUUAUUAUACAUUAUAGAUUUUACUAUUAGAUGCCAUACGAAAUAAUAAAAUAGUCAACAUUUUCAACAAA